GUUUUUUUGUUUAUCAACAUCAAGUUUUGAAAAAAUAAAUGGAAGGUAUCGGAAAUUUUUUGUUGUGCAAUUUUGUGUUUGUCCUCAUCAGAGCAAGGAAGUCGUUUGAUUAAAUUAUCAAUCAAAUUAAAGUAUUUGGUCUACGAUCAACCAACAUGUCAGUCUCGAUGGAGGUCUGCCGGACGUGUAUGACCGCGAACCAGAAAAAGCGCCCUGGAAAGCUGGUGUCCAUCUUCGCUGAAUUUGAGGGUGCAGUAAUAGCAAACAUUAUCACGGAUUGCACUGCCGUUCAGAUUGCUGAAAACGAUGGCCUACCAGUGGUAAUUUGUUACGAAUGUUUCGAAACUUUAAAAUUGUUGACCGCUUUCAAAAUUACCGCCCGGAACUCCGACAGUAAGCUACGCAUGAUUUGCAAAGAGGAAUCUGUUGAAAGUUAUGAUAAGGCCUACAUUUCUGCGCAAGUUGAAGUGUUGUAUGGGGAAUCGCAGCAACAAGCACCCGACGAAAUCGCCGAAGAACUUUUUGUGGAACCGAAAGAGGAAGAUCAGACCGACAAUGACACAGACAGUGAUUGGAAAGAAAGUGAUCAGGACACGAAUCGAACGGUGAAAAGACAGAAGCUUGGGUUGAGAUCGAAGCCAAAACCUCGAAAGAGGAUUGUUAAACCGAUGGUUUCAAAUAGAUCUAUUCAAAAAGAGAGUGACUUUUUGCUUAGUGAAAAGGAGCGGGAAUUGUUCACCGUUGUUAAGAUUCCACACGAAAGCCACAUUUGCUGCGGUUGCUUACAAUUUUAUAGCACGGAUGAGGAAUUGGAUGCUCAUCGUAAAUCAUCUCAUGUUUGGAGGAAUGAAAACAUGCGGAAACCUAGUACAAAGCCUAUCUGCGACGGUUGCCUUCGUAGGUACGAUACGCCACGCGGUUUAAACUUCUAUAAAGAAUGUGUUCGGAUGUUGGAGAUCAUUUGGGAAUGCAAGAAGUGUCAGUUUCGCUUCAAAGCAGCGGACAAACGCCGUAAGCAUCUGCGAAUCCAUUCGGAGGACGAACCCGUGGCAAUGAAGGCACGGUUCAAGGAAGAAACCAUGCAAGAAUUUGGCUGGCUCUGUUGUGCUUCAAAAUGCGACGAAUCGUUUAACACCGAACAAGAUUUAAUUGAGCAUUCGCAGGUAACUCACCUGGGCGAUAAGAAAGCAGCGGAUGCGGAGUUCCCCGAUAACCCUGAACAAUGUCUGAUUUGCUUCAGACGAUAUGGUGACCGGAGACGGCUAAUCAAUCACCAGAGAAGAAAGUACAAACAAAAUUUCCAGUGCGCUCUUUGUGGGUUGAAGUUUGCUACCACCUCGGAGCUGACGACACACGAAGCUAACGAUCACGGAAAUUGGGCGUUCAAGUGUGCACUCUGUGACAAGGCGUUCCCCCAGAAGUACAGCUUGAAUAGUCACUUGAAAACUAUGCACACGGAUGAGAAACCCCAUCAGUGCACAGUGUGUGGGAUGACUUUCCGACAGAAGGGUGGAUUGAGGACUCAUAUGUCCAAUCAUGUUGAGGUUCCACAGUUCAAGUGUGAGGUCUGCUCGAAAAUGUUCAAAGCAAAACUGCAUCUGCGGUAUCAUAUGCGAACGCACACAGGCGAGCGUCCGUACAAGUGCCGAUAUUGCGACCAUGCUUUCGCGAACAAUACCAAUUACAGAAGACAUGAAAUGACUCACACUGGAAAUAAACCGCACAAAUGCUCUUAUUGUGGAAAAGGAUUCAUUUUAAGGAGAAUGCUGAUAGAACAUGAGAAAAAUCACACAGGAGAUAUAAGAAUCGAAGAAAAACCAGUGCACAGCACUAAAAAGAAAAGCGAGUUUAUUGUUGAAUUGCUAGAUGAACAGGAUAAUGAUGACGUCGAUGAAGCGGUGGAAUGCAGCAGCGAUGAUGACACUAAUGGUCUGCAAACCUUUUCACUGCGAAACAGGCCGGUUUCGAUAAGCCUUGCCAAACCAAAAUCUGAUCCACAACACCUCUCUAAUGUCGCACAUCAAAUAGUUACUAAGCCAAUCGGAAAUAUCGUCGCAGCCACAAACAACACCAUCGAUGUCUCAAAAGCACCGGCAGUAGCCGUUUAUAAUGUAGUCCCUGCAACCACAUCGGGUAACUUUAGUUACGUUUUGAAACUUCAAUAAAAUGUAAGAAAGCUUGGAA
Molecule: messenger RNA, 2184 nt
Organism: Armigeres subalbatus
Lineage: Eukaryota; Metazoa; Arthropoda; Insecta; Diptera; Culicidae
Product: zinc finger protein 436-like
Biological process (GO): regulation of transcription by RNA polymerase II
Cellular component (GO): nucleus
Molecular function (GO): RNA polymerase II transcription regulatory region sequence-specific DNA binding; DNA-binding transcription factor activity, RNA polymerase II-specific; zinc ion binding
Source: RefSeq, a predicted model, not a curated record